Messenger RNA from Saccostrea cuccullata (small rock oyster), 5414 nucleotides. RefSeq names its product signal transducer and activator of transcription 5A-like. Gene Ontology annotation, biological process: regulation of transcription by RNA polymerase II; cell surface receptor signaling pathway via JAK-STAT; regulation of cell population proliferation. Lineage: Eukaryota; Metazoa; Mollusca; Bivalvia; Ostreida; Ostreidae. Gene Ontology annotation, molecular function: DNA-binding transcription factor activity, RNA polymerase II-specific; RNA polymerase II cis-regulatory region sequence-specific DNA binding. The transcript is spliced from 22 exons. The record is from RefSeq and is a predicted model, not a curated record.
GUGCAUCUGAGCAAUGAGCCAUAAUAUAGGAAUCCCCUCGCUAUCUUGACAUGGUUUAGAUAUUUUAGUAAUAAGGCAUGACACCUUGAGUUUUUCAUCAUUACAGUGAUAUACGAUUAAGUGUGUGGUUGACUUUGUGGCCUGUGUCGAUCAAGGUCUGGGAGGUUUUCAAGCCUCAGUCAAUCACUACCAUAGAAACACCUCCUCAGGAAACACUGUUUUGUGAAAAGGAAGAUCUAACAGCGCAUUGUUUAGAAACUAGUUCAAGUGAUAUAUUGAAGCAUCCCAGGAAACAAAUGUUUCCUGUAUUUUGAUAUUGCAUAAAUCUGGAAUCAAGGAAUUUCCAAGCAGUUGCAGUGUUAAUACUGCUGUUCGCAUUGUUUUCAUUUGAUAAGGACAUAAUUUGUAGUGAUUGAGUUUUGUGUUACAUUAAAACAAUGGAAGGUAGUUUUACUGCUCUUCAAUCUCCCCCUUGCUCAACUAGCAUGUACAGUAAUGGACAGCCAGUGUGUGAAAUGUUAUAUAGCAGGGUCAAGCUAGAGCCAGACACUCACUAUCCCUCUAAUGGCUAUAGCAGGCAGACAAUGAGACCUGACCAUUUUCCAGAUAGUUGCAGACAGAAUCGCUAUAAUGGGCAUAAUCUUCAUAUGGAUUGCUUAAGACAGGACAGUUCAUCUACCUUUUACUCAGAUCCCCAGAGAUCUUGCUCUAAAAUGUCCCCCCAAAUUGGUGGUAGCCCCCCUGGCUAUUCCUCUUAUCCUGUCUAUAAUAACAAUUCUAUGGAAAAUCCUCCGUCAUGUGCAUUUGGAAUGCAAAGACCAAGAAAGAGUCAAGGAAUGUCAAUUUGGGCAAAGACCCAGUUGUUGCCCCAAGAACUCCUCAAACAUGUGUCCAGUUUGUACGAGAGUUCCCAGAUCCCCAUAGAGGUGCGGCAUUAUUUUGCCGACUGGAUAGAGGAACAGCCAUGGGGACAGAUUGAUGAGAGUAACCCUACAGAUCGGGAUCAGCAGUUUGCCGAGCAGCUUCUGAACAAUCUCAUCGGAGAGAUAGAGACCAAGUCCGCAGAACUCCCACAGCAGAAUGAGUACUUCUUACUCAAGCUCAAGUUUCAGGAAGUGGCCAAUCAGUUCAGGUCAGUCUACUCCCAGAAUCCUUUGGAACUCGUACGUACAAUCAAGAGGAACCUGGCAACAGAGGAGGCAUUGGUCCGACAACAUGAAAAUGUAAGAUCUCCCAUACAAAAUCAAGUAUAUCUCUAAUACUUUAUACAGCCAACCACUGUUCCCAUGCCUGGCUUUGACAAAGACAAGCUCAUCAUGUCUAAGAUUGAAGGUGUCGGAGUACAAGUGUCUGAGUCAGAGAGAAUGGUCAAAGAACUUACAGAUAAACAAGAAGUGUUUACAAUUAACUACCAGAAACAACUUCAGAUCAACAGUCGAUUAAAUCAGACCUGUUCGGAGAAAUACUUAGCCACCCUGUCACCAGAGGAAAUCCAGCGAGUGACAGAGAUGAGAAAAAACUUGGAGAAGCAGAAGAAGGACUUUGAGUCGGUAUUAGCGAAGGGAGCUCAGACACUUAUCAAUGCCAGGGUGGAAAUAGCAGAGAAGUUGAGUAAGAAUUUUGAGGCUCUUGAGGAAGUGAGACAUCAAGUUGUUGAUCAGGAGUUGAUAGAAUGGAAACGUCAACAGCAGCUGGCAGGAAAUGGAGCCCCAUUCGAUCCACAGUUACUGGAUAACUUACAGAAAUGGGUUGAGUCCACGGUGGAUCUGGUGUGGAGGAGCAGACAGCAGGUGAUUAAACUAGAAGGACUCUGUAGCAGUAUUCCACUCCAGCUGCCCAACGGGAAAGACGACGAGGUGUCAGUUCUUAACAACAAAAUUACCAGCAUACUGUCUUCCAUUGUGACAAGCACAUUUAUUGUUGAGCACCAGCCUCCUCAAGUUUUAAAGAGAGAUUCCAGAUUUAGUGCUCGGGUCCGUCUUCUAGUGGGUGGCAAACUGACCAUUCACCUGACCCCUCCGACCGUCACCGCCUCCAUUAUCAGUGAGGCCCAAGCCAAGCUUUUGUUGAGGGGCCCCAACAGACGACCUGACAAUAACUGUGGGAAGAUCCUUAACAACUCAGGCACGAUGGAAUUCCAACCUCAGAAAGGGGAACUCAGUAUCGAGUUCAGGAAUAUGAUUCUGAAGUCAAUUAAAAGAGCAGAGAAGAGAGGGACAGAGGCCGUCACAGAGGAGAAGUUCUGUAUUUUGUUCCAGAGUUCCUUCCAUUUAGGGAUGACAGUAAAUGAACUACAGUUUGAGGUUUGGACAAUCUCUCUGCCUGUAGUUGUGACCGUUCAUGGAAACCAAGAGUGCAAUGCUGUAGCCACAGUUUUAUGGGAUAACCAGUUUAGUGAAUCAGGGAGGAUGCCCUUCACGGUCCCGGACCAGGUGCCCUGGCCAGAUCUAGUCAAGUUACUGGACACCAAGUUCAAAUCCAUGGCCGAGAGAGGACUCACUGUAGAAAACAAACAGUACCUGGCCACCAAGCUGUUUGGUGGGUCAAUUGAUGACAACUUCUCUCAGAAGAUGGUCACUUGGAGUGCAUUUAACAGAGACCCACUGCAGUCCAGGAAUUACACCUUCUGGGAGUGGUUCUAUCAGGCCAUGAAGCUCACCAAGGAACACAUGAGGGGUCCCUGGAAGGAGGGAUAUAUUAAUGGAUUCAUCAGCAAACUGGAUUCUCAGCGACUUCUGGAGAAAUGUAACGUGGGAACUUUUCUCCUACGAUUCAGCGACAACUUCAUUGGUGGAAUCACCAUUGCUUGGCUAGCUGAGAAAAACGCAGGUAAAAAACAAAUCUGGAACUUGCAGCCAUUCAGCGGUAAGGAUUUCCAAAUCCGGGGAUUAGCCGAGAGAAUUAAUGACCUGCCACAGCUGUUGACAUUGUAUCCAGAUAUCCCCAAACAGGUGGCAUUUAGCCGAUUCAUGACACAAACAACACACCAUCCUGGUAUUGGUACUGAUGGUUAUAUCCCACAUAACCUGAGAAUGGUGCCUGACACAACAGAUAUGAAUGGAUUUUCCAUGUCCCCAGAGAACCCCCUGACCCCCCAGCCCCAAGAUGACACAGACUCCAUAGCCUCAUGCCUGUCUCCACAGAACAAUGUCUGCAGCACCACGGCUGAUGGGACAACACUGAUGGAUCUGGACCAGUAUGAGCUACAGGAGCUGCCCGGGUCAGGAAUGGACUAUAAUGCAGACAAUGUGUUUGAGUUGAAUGAUCAAGACUUUACUGAUAUCAACUUCACCAGGCUCCUGGAGUCGGCAGCCAUUUUCUCAGCUCAGAAUUACAACACCCCCAGUGUGAACGAGAAUGGCAUCAACGGCAAUAUGAGCACCAUGAAUGGUUCCCCCAACUGAGUGCACGGUCAUGUCACCGGAAUGUGUGACUUCUCCAAAGAAAUAUACAGCUAAGACAUUGUACUGAGUGAAUGGGGGCCCUGACGGAAUACCCAGAUAAAAUGUAUCAUAAGAAUGAGCCCCCCCCUUCCCCAACUCCCCUAAGUUGAUAACAUAACAGUGCUAUGGAAGUGUUAAGUUUACAUGGGUUAUCCAAUGAAAUCACAUAUAUGACAAUAUUAUACAGCUUUUGUUGAAGCAAUAAAUCUAUACUGCUUUUGUUUUCACAUAUCUCUUCAUUAUUAGAGUUUUAAUAUAAGAAUGAUAUCAUCGAGAUGCAUAGUUAUGUGAAUUACUGUGUAUUAGAUUUUAUCAGUAAUGUUAAUAUGUGCUGUACUUUAGUUUUUUUAUGAAAUAAUCAACUGAUAAUUGAUUGCAGUGUUUUAUUGUUGAUAAUUUUUUUUUGUCACAGCCCAGUAUAAAAAGCUAUUCAAACAACAAGUUGUACAUGCAUGUAAGGUUUAUUUAAAAUUUGGACAAUAGCACUCCUUUAAACUAUUUAUAAUUGUAGCAGUUCAAAAGUACAUACCGUAUUUUGCAUCACUGGUACGUUAAAGUGUGAACCUUUUUAUAAGCCACUUUUUCUUGUGCACAGUAAUGUUGAAAAAUAAUACUUUGAGCAUCAAUCAAAAAUUGUUUGAACAAAAAUUAUUUAGAAACAUUGAUUAAUAAUGUGUUAAUAUCUGAGAUGUUUUGUGUUUGAAACUUCAUCAAAAAGUGCUUUGCUCUGAUUGGAAUCGCAUAACUACAUAUGUUUUAAGUUUUAUAUGUGUCAGAUUUUAUAUGAGGCUUCUAUGAAUAUGCUUGUUACAAUUGUUUUGGCUGUUAGGUAUGUUUACUUCUGAUUUUGUAUAAAUGUAUUUUUGUACAGUUUAUAUAUGCAGUGAUAAAGGAAACUUUAGGCUAUUUUGAGCAUUUUAUGAUAUCAUAAUAAUGCAAAAAACAAAAUUCCAAAGAGAACAAUUCCUUACUUCACUGAGGUAUCUUACCUGUCUGUAAGAUUGCAUCAUUUAUAUAUAUAGACAUUGAUUAAUUACCUUUACCUGAAGUUAAUCAUUUUAAACCUGUAUAUAUAUUGACAGUGAUAUUGUUUCUGCUUUCUUUCAAACACUGCUUGCCAGAUAUGCUGUUUUUAUUAGCUAGUUUUGAUGUUAACUGUCGCCAGCAUAUUGAACUGUUAAAUUUAUAUUGUACCUAUUGUAUUUUCGUAUUUGGAGCAUUUAAGAUAUUUUCAUUUGCUUAGCGUUGUGAUGCUUACAAAUAUGAAUUUCUUUAUAUACUAUGAAAAUUGAUCGUUUUGGUAAUUAACUAUAUUCCUUUGUAAAUCUUUUUUUUGGCAGUGAUGAUAGGGCACGUUAAUUCUUAUCUUAUGAAAUAACAUUGUGUAUUUUUAAUGUGUUUUGACAUCACUUUUUCUUUAUAUUACUUCAUGAAAAUUGAAUCUUUAAUGAUGUAAUUUGGUUUUCAACCAUAAAUAAGUUCAUUAUCAUUUUCUCUAUCCAAUACAUUUAGCUUUUUUACCCCAUUUUGAGCUACAUGUAUAUACCAAUAGCCAUAUUAAUUUUUUUUAACAACAAAUUACAAUUUUGUAUAAUGUAAAUUUUAAACAAAGUUUAAUACACUGUAACACUCUAUGAUAAGUUAAAAAAAAUCAUUGAUUAUUAGCAAAUGUUUUAAGAAAGUAGUAUUUAUUAUUUAAGGAUUAGUUUAAUAGUUUUGUGAAGUUUUUGUAUUAAGGUAAUUGUACUUCUGGCAUAGAGAUUAUUGACCUAAGUUUCCAGAAGAGUAAUAGAAUAGUAGUGCCCCUUAUAGCACUCACUGGGGCAGAGCUUACAAUUUUAGAAAAAAGAAGGUCAAGGAGACAGAGUUUAUUUUUGCUGUUUUUUAAAUGUUUAGGGUAGUUAGAUUUGAUACAAAUAUCUGUGCCAUAUAUUUAUGUACAUAGUCUAUUAAAAUCACUGUAUUCGUGCA